UCCUGGGCGCCCUAGACUCCCUGUGACUGGCUUCUUUGCUCUUACCAGGCCGUUGCUUUCGGCUUCUGUCUUCUUUUCGGGGUUAGCCAAUCUUUGAGGAGAAGGCCAGCAGUCUUUGAGGGAAGAUGGAAGACGUGGAGAAGCCGGUCAAUGCUGGUGAGGAGAAGCGAAAGGAAGGAAGCAAGAAGAAAAGCAAAGAAGGAUCUGGAGAUGGAGGUCGAGCAGAGUUGAAUCCUUGGCCUGAAUAUAUUUACACACGUCUUGAGAUGUAUAAUAUACUAAAAGCAGAACAUGAUUCCAUUCUAGCAGAAAAGGCAGAAAAAGAUAGCAGGCCAAUUAAAGUCACGUUGCCUGAUGGUAAACAGAUCGAUGCAGAAUCCUGGAAAACUACCCCAUAUCAAAUUGCUUGUGGAAUUAGGGGUGUGUCCAGCAAUGAUUUCUCUUCUUUGGAGGCUUUAUGUAAGAAAAUCAUUAAAGAAAAACAAGCUUUUGAAAGAUUGGAAGUUAAGAAAGAAACUUUACUGGAAAUGUUUAAGUACAAUAAGUUCAAGUGCCGGAUAUUGAAUGAAAAAGUGAAUACUCCAACUACCACAGUGUAUAGGUGUGGCCCCUUAAUAGAUCUUUGCCGGGGUCCUCACGUCAGACACACUGGCAAAAUCAAGACUUUAAAGAUACAUAAAAAUUCCUCCACAUACUGGGAAGGCAAAGCAGAUAUGGAGACUCUCCAGAGAAUUUAUGGCAUUUCAUUCCCAGAUCCUAAAAUGUUGAAAGAGUGGGAGAAGUUUCAAGAGGAAGCUAAAAACCGAGAUCAUAGGAAAAUUGGGAGGGACCAAGAACUGUAUUUCUUCCAUGAACUCAGCCCUGGAAGUUGCUUUUUCCUGCCCAAGGGAGCCUACAUUUAUAAUACGCUUAUUGAAUUCAUUAGGGUGUAUUGGCACUCAAGUGCUCACAUAAUGGGUGAAGCCAUGGAAAGAGUCUACGGUGGAUGUUUAUGUUAUGGUCCACCAAUAGAAAAUGGAUUCUAUUAUGACAUGUACCUUGAAGAAGGCCUAAUGUUUGAUCAUCGGCCACGAUCCUGGCGAGAGUUGCCUCUGCGGAUAGCUGACUUUGGGGUACUUCAUAGGAACGAGCUGUCGGGAGCACUCACAGGACUCACCCGGGUACGAAGAUUCCAGCAGGAUGAUGCACACAUAUUCUGUGCUAUGGAGCAGAUUGAGGAUGAAAUAAAAGGUUGUUUGGAUUUUCUACGUACUGUAUAUAGCGUAUUUGGAUUUUCUUUUAAACUGAACCUCUCUACUCGCCCAGAAAAAUUCCUUGGAGAUAUUGAAGUGUGGAAUCAAGCUGAGAAACAACUUGAAAACAGUCUGAAUGAAUUUGGUGAAAAGUGGGAAUUAAACCCUGGAGAUGGAGCUUUCUAUGGUCCAAAGAUUGACAUACAGAUUAAAGACGCAAUUGGUCGGUACCACCAGUGUGCAACAAUCCAACUGGAUUUUCAGCUGCCCAUCAGAUUUAAUCUUACUUUUGUAAGCCAUGAUGGUGAUGAUAAGAAAAGGCCAGUGAUUGUUCAUCGAGCCAUCUUGGGGUCAGUGGAAAGAAUGAUUGCUAUCCUCACUGAAAACUAUGGGGGCAAAUGGCCCUUUUGGCUGUCUCCUCGCCAGGUAAUGGUAGUUCCAGUUGGACCAACAUGUGAUGAAUAUGCCCAAAAGGUACGGCAACAAUUCCAUGAUGCCAAACUCAUGGCAGAUAUUGAUCUGGAUCCAGGCUGUACAUUGAAUAAGAAGAUCAGAAAUGCACAGUUAGCACAAUAUAACUUCAUCCUAGUUGUUGGUGAAAAAGAAAAAAACAGUGGCACUGUUAAUAUCCGCACAAGAGAUAAUAAAGUCCAUGGGGAACGUACCAUUUCUGAAACCGUUGAGCGCCUGCAGCAGCUCAAGCAGUCCCGCAGCAAACAGGCAGAGGAAGAAUUUUAACAAAGUACUUUGCCCAGAUUGGCUUAGUGGAAAUGGGUGAGCAGUGUUACUGUGUUACUGUUAUAUUGACUUUGUACUCUGGAAGACAUCAAUUUAUAUUGAACUUGUAAUAGCUUGGCAGAGUCUACACAGGUAACUGCAGGAUCAACCUUUUUGAUCUGGACAGAUUUUAGACAAUGUAUAUUUGAAGAAGUUAAUUAAAAGAGACCCAUUAAAAUGAUUUUAUUCAUUAAAUAUCUGAACACUGGAAAUAAAACAUGAGGAAUGCUUUAGUGUAAUGUGAGAGAACUUUUUUGUAAAUUUAGUGUGGUUGAAAAAUAAAA
Messenger RNA from Propithecus coquereli (Coquerel's sifaka), 2293 nucleotides. It is a transcript of the gene TARS1, whose product is annotated as threonyl-tRNA synthetase. NCBI's taxonomy places the organism in Eukaryota, Metazoa, Chordata, Mammalia, Primates, Indriidae. The record is from RefSeq and is a predicted model, not a curated record. Gene Ontology annotation, biological process: threonyl-tRNA aminoacylation. Gene Ontology annotation, cellular component: cytoplasm. Gene Ontology annotation, molecular function: threonine-tRNA ligase activity; ATP binding. The transcript is spliced from 17 exons. The coding region runs from base 126 to 1970 and encodes 614 amino acids.